Messenger RNA from Cottoperca gobio, 1114 nucleotides. RefSeq names its product T-cell acute lymphocytic leukemia protein 1 homolog. Gene Ontology annotation, molecular function: DNA-binding transcription factor activity, RNA polymerase II-specific; protein dimerization activity; RNA polymerase II cis-regulatory region sequence-specific DNA binding. The transcript is spliced from 3 exons. The record is from RefSeq and is a predicted model, not a curated record. The coding region runs from base 154 to 564 and encodes 136 amino acids. Lineage: Eukaryota; Metazoa; Chordata; Actinopteri; Perciformes; Bovichtidae. Gene Ontology annotation, biological process: regulation of transcription by RNA polymerase II.
AGACACGGACACUGAAGCUGCAGAGCUCCGUGCUGACAGAGAGACCACCGGACCCCCGCCGACACUAACCCGGAUCACCGACAUCAGUCGUCCGCUGCCUGCACGAGACAUCACCUCCACACCUUCAACAGGGAUUCAAGUCGAAGCCUCGCGAUGAAACAAAGAACGACUUCCUGCCAGAUCAGUGACGGUCCUCGUCCCCGGGUCUUCCGCCAGGUCUCCACCAACAGUCGGGAGCGUUGCCGUCAGCAGAACGUUAACGGUGCGUUCACCGAGCUGCGGCGCCUCAUCCCCACACACCCCCCCGACAGGAAGCUCAGCAAGAACGAGAUCCUGCGCCUCGCCCUCAGGUACAUCACCUUCCUGGACCAGAUUGCGACGGAGCAGGAGGACCUCAGGGGGGGCCCCUGGGGCCGGGCGGGGAGCGUGGACAGCGAGCUGCAGGGGACGCCGUCACCAAACUCCAGCUAUGGGAGUUCAGUGGACGGAGACUCGGACGGUCUGACGGAGGAGCAGGACUGUGGAGGUCUUCUGCAGUACCUCCACCCAUGGAUGGAUUUAUGAAUGGGCCUCCUGGGCCCAGGGGUCCAACGUGUUAGGGGCCCCCCUGGCCUUCACCUGCAAAAUGUUACUCAAACAGAGACACGCACCAACCAGGAAGAGACUCAAAGAGACACAAAACGAAUACAAAGAUGCAACACGACUGAAAAUAGAUGCAAAAUGACUAAAAUGAAACUCUUUGAGACUCUUGGAGCCUGUGUGUCCUGCUCCUAUGUGGGACAGGUGUCUUACAUGUCUGUGUCCAGGGGCCCAUUGUCUCAUGAUACGCCCGUGGACAGACGGCUCCAGGACAGACAGCUCCAGGACAGUCCAGUCACACUGGAGACCAGCAGGUGGUGAAAUAAAGAUCAUGAAGUAAUCAUUUAAAACAGUGGAACAGUCCUUUAAAAAUACAUAUUGUUGUAUUGGACUGAGAGUUCAUGUGAUAUUCACAUUUAUUAGUGUUAUUAAUUAAUUAGUAUUAGACAUGUUGGAUUGUGUGAUGAUGUGAUGUGUUUUAUAUUCUGUCAGAGAAGAAGAGAAGACAUGUGAUGUGUUUUAUAUUCUGCCAGAG